CGUUUUCUUUCCCAGGUCACUCGUUCGCAGUAUCAAAACGGCCUCCUGGCGUCCAAGCUGGACAGCACGCCCCAGUCCCCGGAGAGCAGCCACAUCCGCCUGGACCCCGGCCCUCUCCCGCCCCUGACCCCUCCCAUGUCCACCAUCGCGAACCACACCACAGCGCUGCCGGUGCCCAGAGAGAACGGGCCGGACGAGACCACCUCGCUGCUCAACGACAAGAACAGCCUGUCCAAGCGCCGGCCGAGCCACAUCCACCCUCAGAACCAGUCCCACCUGAACGCCAACGCCAACUCCAACUCCAGCCCCAACCCUCAGGCGCAUCGCACGCACACCUUCUCGCACGCGCACACCGAGAGCACCAUUUGACCCCACCGUCCUGGGGCUCCGAGGGCUCCAGAGCUGAGAGCAAGCACAAAAACACUGAGCGACGCGGCCCACUUUCCCUCUCUCCGUUCGAGAGGACACGUGUUGAUGACAUGUGAUCUCACUGUGAUUCUAGGGGCUGCGGGUUCGGCCCGAUACGUGGAGGUGUGUAGUCGCGCAGACUGUUGUACGUCUGCUAUUGCAUGCUAAUCUUGUAGACACUCUCUCAAAGCUUCUGGCAUACAGGCGUGUUCGGUAUGCCGCGGAUAAGGCAUUAUAAAACAUUUCAUCGGUAUCUAACUAUAUGCACUUUUUAAAAUAUCUCUGACCCAGCGGCAAACAUCUGUGCGCUGCUUUUCUGAGAUUUUGAGCAUAAGAGCACUUUGAGUCUCAUAAGCUAUUGUUGGACUGAACUAUCGUUUUAGCAAAGAAAGAGCCCUCCGUUUCUGUUUAGUCUGGUUUUGGUUUGGCUGUGCGGUUUUGAUCGAGCGUCAAGCCGAGGAGGUUUGGUAAGCGCGCCGGCUACGUGAUGUAGCUGCAUGUGACGCAAUCGUAGCUCUGCGUGACAAACGUGGAGGGAAACUCUGUAAAUAUAGUUUGGAGACGUGAAAUUUGCUGACGCGGAUAGGGUUUGGAGAAACCCGUGUGGACGGUUAGUGCUCAAAUCUGAGACAUUUGUAGCAAAAAAAAAAAACAUUUGAGCAUUGAUCACUGCAAAUCCAAAUCUGUGAUAUAUACGAUUGAAAAUAUUCUAUGAUAAUUUAUUUAUAUAUUAAUAUAUUUAUUUUUUGUCAAAAGUAGUAUGUAUGUAUAUUUGAUUAAUAUUUUGUAUUUUCUUUUUGGCACAAUUAUAAUUCAUCCCCAUGGAUGAAUCUCUCAGAAAUAUUAGGUAACUAAAUAUUAUUUAAUUUAAUAAAAUAAAGGCUGUUUUUGCCAUUAAGAUUUUCUGCAUCGUAUUACGCGUUAUUUUUAUCAAGCACAUUUUCUUCACAAAUUCCCGUUUAUAAUUCUCAUUAUUCUUAAUUUGUUUUACUGUAUUACAAUUUAAAAUAAACAAAUCCAUACAAAUGCAAAAUUAUUGAAAUGCAAAAAAUCUUAAUGGUCUUAAUAACAGUCUUGAAUUUGAGGUGAAAUAUGAGGUUUUGUAAAAUGUACCCAGUUCUUGAUCUCAAAGGCUACGACUGUCCAUCAAACGACACAAAUGUUGUUUUCCGCCAACAUUCCCAUCCUCGGAAACAGGCUGCACAGAUGCUUGAACAGAAUUCACUGUGAACUGGAGUGAAACCGUACAUUCGUUCUGACUCUCAUGCUCGUUUAGACACGUCUUCGGUUUCUCUCGAAGUGUGAAGUCGCUAGCGCGGUUUAGAUUAUAGGUCAGUUAAAGGAAUAGUUCACCCCAAAAACUUACAGUUUGAAGUUUGUAGCUUGUUUCUUCAUCAGAACAGAUUUGGAGAAACGUAACACUUCCAACACUUCAACACGCGGCGAAUGGGUGCCGUCGAAACGCGAGCUAAUCUAAAAACAACGAGCUUUUCAGUUCACAAGAUAUUAACUGAUGGACCGGUGUCGAUUAUUGUGACGUUUUUUUUUUUUCAGCAGUUUAGUCAUUCUGACGGCACCCAUUCGCUCCAGAGGAUUCAUAAAGUGACGUAAUGCUGCAUUGCUAGGAAUGUUUCGGCAGGUUUUUAGCCCUGGUCAAACUGCUCCUUUAACGAACGAGAGCUUUUCUACGUACUUGCAGUGACCAUAAAGCCGGUUCUGCGCGGAGAUCACGUUUCAGAAGUCACACAGUGAUUUUUCCAUUGUGUUUCUUUCACGCUGAGCUGAGAUCAGGAACCGUAUUCAAACCUUAUUCUGAUGUAUUCAUACUGUAAGUACGCCGUGCAGUGCAUGCAUAGAGCUUUCAGUGUUAAAGUAUUAUUUUAUUUCACGAAUUGUAAAAACAUCCCAGUGAGUAUUAGAAUUACAGAGAAGAAUAGCACUUGAUUAUUUAUUAUUUAGUUUUCUCAUUGAACAGUAUGAAACUGACUGCGUAUGAUGAUUUAUAAGUUAUUUAUAAAUGUUUUGUUGCCUUUACGAGAGAUUUAAAUCUGAAGCAAUAAAUAGGUCUGUCUUUUUUCUUUUUUUCUUUUUUUUUUAAAGAUGUUUAAUGUACUAUUGCACAGUGAGAGAAGAAAUACGUUGCAUUUUACCUCAACUGACAUUUCUUUUAACUAGUAUUUACUUCGACUUAAACCAAAACGUGGGCAUUGUGCUCGAGCUCUGUACUGAGGCGUAACAUGUUACAUCAUGACCAAAGUUGCAACGCUACAUGGAAUUAAAUUUGUGAGUGAACACAUCAGCCAAAGCCUUCUGCACUUUGAUUUGUCCGUUUAAUGCACGUGUUCCUCUCUCUCGUUUGCACAGGGGACUGUCUGUGGGGAACUAAUGAAAUUCUUUUUGAGCGUGGUGCUGGGAUUUCAAUCGAGCUCAGUAAUCUGCUUUUAAUGUUCGUGGUAGUUUCUCCUGAGGAACUCAGCGGGAGCAAUGCUGUGCAGGGUCUCCUGUUUGAUCAUUAGACCACAGUUAAAGAUUAUAAAUGUGUGUUUUCAGGAAGCGUCUGCAUUUUCCACUGCAUUUAUUUACUUUUCAGGGUCAUGACCUAUAUUGGCCUUUCAAACAGUUCAGGGUAUUGUAUUGCAUACUAGGUAAGCACACUCGGUUUUGGGUUCACUAUAACCAGUGAAAACGCACGUCUUCCAUUAAAAAGCCAUGUGAAAUACAGAAUAAUUAUUCCAUGAUUUGAUUUGUAGGUGGGAGUGAUUAUUCUUGUCACUUAACUUUUUAAAACAUCGCAAUAUGUAUGAUUUUCGUUUUUUUUUUGUUUUUUUUCUUACGUUGCUUUCUUCAAAGGGAAAAAGCUAACGCAGAUGUACUGUACUUCCCACGAACACGGUCGUAUUUAAAGCAAUCUGUAUAUAAUAUUUUGUAUUUCUGUCGAGUUCUGAUGAUGUAAAUGCUAAAUCUAAAUAUUUCUCUAUUAAAACACCUCUUUUGCUCAGUCUGUGACGUUGCCUUUAUUCUAUUGCAAACUGUAGGUAACACUUUUUCAAACGUUACGGCCAAUUUUUAACUUUCUCUUUGUUAACCUAACCGCUAGAUUCUUCUGAAAGCAGUAAAUGUUUAAAAAAAGAACUGCUUUUAGCCACAUAAAACCGUCUGUUUUCCAAAGAGCCUUGAGAAGAUGCUAAUCUCGCACGCUGAAGGUCUUCGGUGCUCUUGUGGGCGUGGUUUGUCAUGGCAGCCUGCUCUCCGAUUGGUCAAGCGAGCACUUGCUCUUCCCUCAUUGGUCCGUUAUAGACACGACAGGGCGGUAGUGCAAAAAAAAAAGAAAGAAAGAAACUGCGUUCAUUGUGGCUCCACAGUCCAGGGGCAAGUCCGUGCCUGUUUCUCAAGAAUCUCAGAGCCAACAUGGCGGCCGAACCGAGCCAGUUUCCUUCACCGUUUUGUGUGAAAACAACUGAAAAAGUAGGAGGCUAGCGUAGCAGCAACAACAUCAGCGUCACAUGAUUCGCAAAGCCAGGCUGCCCUGUUCCAAUAUGGUGGUCAGCUUGGCGGAGCUGCGUCUCCCGUUGAUCAUAUCGUUCCUGUGCGGGUUCGGAACCUGCAGCCUUCAAGAGACGCAGGUUUACGGACUGCGCCUGGAGGACGUUACCGAGCGGGUGUUCAUGCGCGAACGGGUCAUCGUAGCUCCGCACGGGACCACUUUCAAGCUCAGAUUGUUUGGGUCCUACCUGUCCAAUGAGACCUGGCCGUGGGUCGCGUUCGCCGCGGCUGGAGGCGGCUCGCUUGACCCCUGCGGGCUGGAGGAGCGCCGCAACUCCUCUGCGUUCCAGUUACGCGGAGCGUUCGUGUCGGAUGACGAGAACAGCGGGACUGUAGAGGUCCAAACCGAAGCAGCAGCAUCCAAACCGGAGAAUAAAGAUGCAGAGCCCGUGCUCCAUCAUUUCUGCGUCUUAAAGGGCCAGGCGUGGGGCUCUGUUGGGUCGGACAAAUUGGUUAUUAGGAACCCGGAUGUGCCGUCGGAUUACAUUCCGUUAUGGGGUCUGAUUUUGGUGGUUGUGCUUCUGGUUUUGGUUUGCAGUUUGGUCAGAUGUGUGAAUCUGAGUUUGCUGUGGCUGGACCCGUUGGAGCUGUAUGUUCUGCACAGCUGCGGUUCGGAGGAUGAAAAGCGGGCGGCCAAGCGGCUCAAGCCCAUCCGGAGGAGAGGAAACGUUCUGGUUUGUUCGCUCUUGUUCAUUUGCGCUUUGGGUCACUCGGUGCUCGGCAUCUUGUUGUACCGUCUCUAUGGGUCCGUCGUGCCUGCUGUGUUCACGAGCGGCUUCCUUGUAUUCCUCCUGGCCGAGCUGGUUCCUCAUGUUGUAUGUUCGGGUUAUGGGUUCCAGAUGGCACCGGGUUUGAUAUGGCUGGCCCAGAUCUGUCUCAUCCUGACGUGUCCGCUUUCUUGUCCGCUCGGCCUCCUGCUAGACUUGAUCCUGCACCGGGACGUGAGCACAGUGGGCAUCCGCGAGAAAACCAUGGAAAUGAUUCGGACUAGUGUGAACGAUCCGUAUAAUGAGUUCGUCAAGGUGGAGUUCAGCAAAGGCGCUCUCAGGACCAAAACCGUGGAGGACAUCCUGACCCCCCUGAAAGAUUGCUUCAUGCUGCCCUCCACGGCCGUGCUGGACUUCAACACCAUGUCUGAGAUCAUGCAGAGCGGCUACACUCGCGUCCCGGUGUACGAGGAGGAGAGGUCCAAUAUCAUCGAAAUCCUGUACGUCAAAGACCUGGCGCUGGUCGACCCGGAGGACCGCACUCCCAUGACCACCAUCACCAAGUUCUACAACCAUCCUCUGCAUUUUGUUUUUAAUGACACCAAGCUGGACGCAAUGCUGGAGGAAUUCAAAAAAGGCAUGUCAGGCUUGAGCAGAUGCCUUCAAAUCGUUGUUUGA
Molecule: messenger RNA, 5336 nt
Organism: Puntigrus tetrazona (Sumatra barb)
Lineage: Eukaryota; Metazoa; Chordata; Actinopteri; Cypriniformes; Cyprinidae
Product: metal transporter CNNM2-like
Exons: 1
Coding region: 3912-5336 (474 amino acids)
Biological process (GO): magnesium ion homeostasis; transport
Cellular component (GO): plasma membrane
Molecular function (GO): transmembrane transporter activity
Source: RefSeq, a predicted model, not a curated record